This is a messenger RNA of Danaus plexippus (monarch butterfly), 998 nucleotides long. Its product is annotated as calcyphosin-like protein. Gene Ontology annotation, molecular function: calcium ion binding. Bases 81 to 860 code for a protein of 259 amino acids. The transcript has 8 exons. NCBI's taxonomy places the organism in Eukaryota, Metazoa, Arthropoda, Insecta, Lepidoptera, Nymphalidae. The record is from RefSeq and is a predicted model, not a curated record.
UGGUUGUGGGCAGCCAGGGCCAUUAUAUAUAAAGCAGUUAAAGUACACAUCGUCAGUUGAGAGCAACAAUACGAUCCACCAUGUUGUUUUAUAUGAUGUUUGUGGUGAUAGCCGUCUGCGGUGCUGCUCCUAGUGACCCCUGCUUCAACUACGACAGCCCUCAGAAGUCCAAGGGUGACACUAAAAAGGAAACCACGCUGAAUAUGGACGCCGGACUUGCAUUACACCGUCCUCAAUCAGCGACCUCCCGUCAAGAGGAGGAGCUGAUACAGAAGAGUGUUCGGGCUCUGAACUCCACCACCGAUCCAUUGGAGAGACUUAGGCUCCUGUGUCUCUCGAGAGGCGCUUCAGGAAUUCUGGGCCUCGGAAGAAUCUUCAGAAGAAUGGAUGAUGAUGGCAGCAAGCAGCUAAAUAUGGAAGAAUUCCUGAAUGGUAUCAAGGAAGCGGGUUUGGAGCUCAAUAGAGAGGAGGCUGACAAUUUGUUUAAGAAGUUUGAUAAAGACAACAGCGGCUCUAUCAGCCUUGAUGAAUUCCUUGUUCAGAUUCGGCCUCCGAUGUCUGAUGGUCGUCGAGCCAUAGUGGAGCAGGCAUUCCGGAAGUUGGAUCGCUCUGGUGAUGGACUUAUCACCGUUGAUGAUGUAAAAGGGGUCUAUUCUGUUACUUCAAACCCCAGAUACAUGAGCGGUGAAGAGACGGAGGAACUUAUUUUGAACAAAUUCCUCGCUAACUUUGAAACAGAUGGCAUUGUUGAUGGAAAGAUAACUCUGCAAGAGUUCAUGGAUUACUACAGCGGCAUAAGCGUUUCUAUUGACAAUGACUGCUACUUCGACCUCAUGAUGCGUCAGGCUUACAAACUGUAAACAUAUGUAUCUCGCUAUCUCAUAUACUCAAGAGAUAUUAAUUUGCACUUUUAAUGUUUCACAAUUUAAUUUGAAUAUUAUAUAUUAAAUUAUUAACGCGUGCUAUUACAUCGUCACAAUAAAGAUACAAUAAUAACA